Maniola jurtina (meadow brown) is the source of this 562-nucleotide messenger RNA. RefSeq lists its product as uncharacterized. Lineage: Eukaryota; Metazoa; Arthropoda; Insecta; Lepidoptera; Nymphalidae. The record is from RefSeq and is a predicted model, not a curated record. The transcript has 3 exons. The coding region runs from base 33 to 380 and encodes 115 amino acids.
GUCACAUUGUCCAUAAUGCAUUUGAUUUCACAAUGCUGAAGAAAUUCAUCGUGCUUGUUCUCAUACUGGUACUGGUACUACCGACGGCUUGGAGCAGACCUUUGUUGCUACAACCAGACCACCCACCGCUCGCUGCAGAACUGACGUCACGGGUGGCAGCACGAGCGUCCCGCUUGAUGCAGGACACUGCUGCAGACACUCGGCUGAUGAUCCCCGGCCUGCAGGAGCUGGCUGCCAUGAAGAAGGUCGCCGAGACCCUCAUCAUGCUCGGACAGCAGGUAAUUCCCUCCAUAAUCGGUGAAAUGCCUAAUGUAGACCUCAUGGGGUCCAUGGGUACCCUAACUACUGAAAUACCUAACGAUGCUGUCAACAAGAAGUAAUAUAAUGUCCAAAGAUAGAUUCUUACCAUAUAAGUUCUUAGAUAUUAAUAUGUUCAUGGUUUUUGUCAUUUAAUUAUCAUGAUAAUAAUUUAUAAGGGUAUUUAAAUAUAACGGUUAUAUACAGUAGGUUAAAAGAGCGACUUUCGUACAUAUUGUUAUUCAAAUAAAAAAUAUUGUUAUUU